Microthlaspi erraticum is the source of this 753-nucleotide messenger RNA. Lineage: Eukaryota; Viridiplantae; Streptophyta; Magnoliopsida; Brassicales; Brassicaceae. The record is from the annotation of a GenBank genome assembly.
AUGCAAUGCUUAAGCACAGUCACUUAUUCUUACCUGAUAAAUGGAGCUGCCCAAGGUCACGUAACUCCGAGCAGAGGCUUGCGGCAAGGAGACCCGCUCUCACCGUACAUCUUCAUCCUAUGUAGCGAGGUGCUCUCGGGCUUAUGUAUCCGUGCCGAGAAGGAAGGGAAGCUAUCAGGGAUAAAGUGCAAAACCCAUGCCCACUACACGAUGACCUGCUUCAAGCUCCCAGCUUCCUUGUAUAAGCGUAUUCAGUCAGCUUUAACGCGUUUCUGGUGGGACGGAAACCAAGAAAACAAGAAGAUGAGCUGGAUAUCAUGGAAGAAAAUGAUAAAGUCAAAACGAGAUGGCGGUCUGGGUUUCAGGGACUUACAACACUUCAACGAUGCUCUUCUAGCAAAAGUAAGCUGGAGAAUCCUCAGUACACCUUCGUGCUUACUUGCACGAAUCCUCCUGAACAAGUACUGCCAUGACAAAAGCUUCCUGGAGUGUGGAACACCAUCGACAGCCUCCCACGGUUGGAGAGGAAUUUGUAUAGGAAGAGAUCUUCUGAAACCACAUCUCGGGAAGAUCAUUGGAGAUGGGAAAUCGACAAAUAUCUGGACUGAACCGUGGCUAUCACUUGAUGAGCAAUGUAGACCGAUGGGACCGGCUCCCCAACAUACAAAGGACCUUCCAGGUAGCGGACCUCAUCUCACCUACAACAGGAACAUGGGAUCAGGAGAAAAUAAAGGCCAUUGUACCACACCAUGA